AUGGUGAGGUGUAUUCUUUUUUUAGGAACAUAUCCAUAUGGAGUUUUGUCAAUGGAUGGAACAUUACCUAAAAACAAGGAAUUCGCCACCGUAAAGAUUUACAUUGAAGAUUUUAUACCAUUUGGUAAUACAUUGUAUCAAUACCUAUGGAUUUCCGUGAAUGGAUUGAUAAGUUUUGGAGAUGAGUUCUCCAGCUUCACGCCCCAACGACUGCCUGUGUUAGAUAAAAAAGGAAAGCCUCGACCUCUGUUGGCUCCGUACUGGACAGACCUUGAGCUCACAGAUGGCGAUGAGGGACAGGUUUAUUAUCAUGUUUUCAAUUGUAGUCUGGAAACAUCCUCCUCUAAAGUAUGUGAACAGGCUAACAUUGAUGUCGUUAGAUAUUUGGUUAACGCCUCAUCCUACAAUGCAACUACAGUUAUUGUAAUCACGUGGGUUAACGUACCUGCCCCUGGAAAUAACUCAAAUGAGCGUGUGUCAUUCCAGUGUGUCAUUAUAAACGAUGGCUACACAACCUAUGCAAUGUAUCUGUACAUGCAAGCAGCUAUGCAAUUCAAAUCAUUGUCAGCAAGGAGUGUUGAAAUUGGGUGGGGCAAGUUCAACCUCGACACAUCCACAUCAGCGUAUUAUAUGUUCGACCGAGUUCUGGGUAAUACAGGAUCACCUGGUCAGUGGUUUUUUAAAGUUGGUGAAAAAGUAAACUAUAAAAUGAUGUGUAGAUCAUGGUACCAAACUAGUCCACUUGCUGAAUAUUUUGCAAUUGAAAGAAAAAAGUCAGAAAUGCCAGCUUGUCCUUGUAAUGAAUUGGUGGCUAUAAAUAGCCCUCUUUGGGUGUCAUACAGUCUUAUCCAGAAUGAAAGUCACUGUUUUGAUUUAUUACCAUACUAUGGUGAAUAUGGAAGACGAUGCUGUUACCGGACAGAUGGGAGUUUCAGUCUUGAAACCAGAAUGCCUCAAGCUGGCAGCCUUCAACGCUUCAAUGCUUUCAAUUCUCUAAUACACAAUUCUAAAGAUCACCAACUAAAUGAUAUUGAACCAAAAAACUGGUGCUGUUAUCAGUCAAAUUUGUGCGAACUCUACUAUGUGUUAAGACCAAAUGUGCAAUGUACUGCAAGCAGUUGGUCUAGAGCGUUUUUGUUUGGCGAUCCACACAUUAUUACUUUUGAUGAGCGAUUUUAUAUAUUCAAUGGUCUUGGAGAAUAUAAAAUAUUGGAGGUGAAUGGCAUAGCAAUGGACAAAGCUGAAAUCAAUUUUAUAAUGCAGGGUCGAACCUGUGCUGCAUUCAACAGCAAUGGAACAAAAACAAGAGCUGCAGUUUGGUGUGGUUUUGUAUUUAAAAGUGGAGAUGAAAACACAUUAACAGUGGAAGUUAGUCCUAGCCAUAAAAUGAUGAUUAUAUAUGGAAACAAACAAGAUUAUUCAGCACAAUUUCAAAAUGAACAUGAGUUCUUUGCUAUGGAAAAUGGAAUGGUGAUUAGAAAACAAAAUGGGUCGUUAACAGUUUCUUUUCGAGAAAGUGUUGGAGCUACAGUUUCACUCAUAUAUGGUUUUCUUGAAGUUUCUGUAAGCUUGGAUAAAAAAUACCAGAAUAUGACAAGAGGACUUUUGGGCAACUUUAAUGGAAUCAAAACAGAUGAAUUUUUCUUUCAAAAUGGUUCAAAGCUCUUUGAUGAGUCAUCCGAGAGACAAAUUUUCCAAUUUGUCCAGAGUUGGGCAAUAACCCAAUCAGAAAGUUUAUUCCAGUAUGCCUAUGGACAAAACACAUCAACUUUUUCUUAUCCAAAUAACAAGCCUUUAUUUUAUGAUGACCUAGAUAAGACAAUAAUAAAUUAUUUCAACACACUAUGUAAUGGAACAUUUAAAAUACCCUGUAUAUACGAUUACAUUGCAACUUUAAAUGAAAGUUUAGCAAAACAUUCAUUAACAGUAGCAGAUCAGUUUAUAAUGGACUUCAUCAAUAUUGCAAAUCAAGGACCACUUAUUAAAUUAAACCAAACAUAUUUUGAAGUAUAUAGAAAUAAACCUUUUUACCUUAAUGCCAGUGGCUUUGAUAUUGAUGGAAACAUAACACACUUUAUAGUGUUAACAAAUGUAAAUUAUACUGAAAUACAGCAUGAGCAAAGCACUGCAAUACAUAAUGCAACAUCCAGCUUUAGAUUUAUAGUAACAGAUCUUAUUCCAGUAACAAUAGGAUUAACAGCUGUUGAUGAUAAAAACUUACAAUCCGAAGUUAUACCAUUGUCUCUUACUCUCUGUACUGGUUGCAGUAAUCAAGGAUCAUGUAACUUUUCUGUUACCAGACCUACCACAUCUCCUUAUUUCUCAUAUGCAACCUGCAACUGUAACUCUGGCCAUGCAGGAGCUGAUUGUGAAGAAGUUAGUGAUGGCUGUGAUUCGAAUCCUUGCCCAUUAGGAUGUGUAAAUAAUACAAAUAAUUUAGAACAGGAAAAUGGGAUAUUUUAUAACUGUGUAAAAUGCCCUGUUGGAUUUAAUCUUAGCAUUGCUCAAACCAAGUGUGAAGACUUUGAUGAAUGUAAAACAUCACCAUGUGAUUCUUUUGCUGACUGUGAAAAUACAUUUGGUAGCUUUGUAUGCCACUGUCCUAAAGGUUACCAAAACAUUAACAACACUUGUACAUUGAUGAGUGUGCUAACAAGUUAG
Physella acuta is the source of this 2661-nucleotide messenger RNA. Its product is annotated as mucin-like protein. Lineage: Eukaryota; Metazoa; Mollusca; Gastropoda; Physidae. Gene Ontology annotation, molecular function: calcium ion binding. The record is from RefSeq and is a predicted model, not a curated record. Gene Ontology annotation, biological process: cell-matrix adhesion.